Hevea brasiliensis (rubber tree) is the source of this 633-nucleotide messenger RNA. RefSeq lists its product as uncharacterized. The transcript has 2 exons. The record is from RefSeq and is a predicted model, not a curated record. The coding region runs from base 1 to 633 and encodes 210 amino acids. Lineage: Eukaryota; Viridiplantae; Streptophyta; Magnoliopsida; Malpighiales; Euphorbiaceae. Gene Ontology annotation, molecular function: zinc ion binding; nucleic acid binding.
AUGGCAAUCAAAGAUGUUGUUGGGGCUACCACUGCCUAUGCUUCUUGGUCUCGACUGCAGACCACUUAUGCUUCAGGUUCUCGAACUCAAAUUCGCGCUCUUAAAAAUGCUCUUCAUGCUUUGUCUAGGGACAAUGAUUGCAUUGCAACCUACAUGGAUCGUGCCAAGCACAUUUUUAAUCAACUUGUUGAACUUGAUGCUGCCAUCUCCGAAGAUGAUCUCAUUGAUCAUAUCUUGCAUGGUCUUGGUCUAGAUUACAGACCAUUCACAUGCAAUAUUGAAGCAAGGUUAACCUCAAUCUCCUUUGAUGAUUUAUUUGGCUUACUUCUUUCUGAAGAAAUGCAACUUAAAAAUUUCAACGACUCUCUCAACACUCAUGCUGUUGCUCACUAUACCACUCGCCAAAACACUACUGGUGGUACACGAGGUAGAAGUCGUGGAUCUAGACGUGGGGGCCAUCAAUCUAAUUCUGGUCGUGGUCACUCCCCUUCCUACAAUAAUGAAUCCUUCACACUCACUUGUUACAAUUGUCGAGGCCAAGGGCACACCUCCAAACACUGUCUUAGUCUCAAAUACAACACCUACAUUGAUCAUAGCUCCAAACCAAUAGCCAACUACACCUCAUCUUGUUAG